AUGCUAUUUCGGAGGAACAGCCAUCCUGGGGCCUUGCGAUGCUGCUGCAUACCCGGCAGAAACGCGUCACCUGCAGUUGCUCUGCCGCAGCGGAUUCUGGAUGUAAGAUACGGAUAUGACCUAUCCAGAAGCAAUGGUGACACCAGCAAGCACCCGUCAGUCAGGAAAGAAAGCCGAGAGAAGCGUGUGGGUUCGGAAGAAAGCGGCAUGAAGAUUACUAGCGAUUAG
Molecule: messenger RNA, 228 nt
Organism: Uncinocarpus reesii 1704
Lineage: Eukaryota; Fungi; Ascomycota; Eurotiomycetes; Onygenales; Onygenaceae
Exons: 1
Coding region: 1-228 (75 amino acids)
Source: RefSeq, a predicted model, not a curated record